AUGAAUGUUUAUAGUGAUAAUAUAUCUAAAACUGAAUCAGAGAAUUGCAAUAACUAUGGUUCUGAUUAUGAAUCAGAUAAUGAAACAAAUACUAUUGAGUCUCCAAUAUCUCAACCUCUUAAAGUAGAAGAACUAAUAUCUAAUAUGACAUAUUUCACAAAGCAAGAAAGAUUCAAUAAUAAAUUUACACAAAAAGAUUUGCUAAAUAAAAUUUAUGAAAUUGCUUCCUCACCUGCCAGAGAUAUAUCAAAUAAUAAAGGUUUAUUGGAGGAUAUACAUCUGUGUGAUUAUCUCUUACCUAAUUAUAGAGUAAAAGAAGGAAUCAGUCUACUUGAUGCAUAUAAAAGAGAGGAGUUAGCAGAUAAAUUAGUUAUCUAG
Molecule: messenger RNA, 378 nt
Organism: Cetraspora pellucida
Lineage: Eukaryota; Fungi; Glomeromycota; Glomeromycetes; Diversisporales; Gigasporaceae
Source: the annotation of a GenBank genome assembly